This is a messenger RNA of Annulohypoxylon truncatum, 2029 nucleotides long. Its product is annotated as mannose-binding lectin. Bases 488 to 1795 code for a protein of 435 amino acids. The transcript is spliced from 2 exons. The record is from RefSeq and is a predicted model, not a curated record. NCBI's taxonomy places the organism in Eukaryota, Fungi, Ascomycota, Sordariomycetes, Xylariales, Hypoxylaceae. Gene Ontology annotation, cellular component: cytoplasm. Gene Ontology annotation, molecular function: sphingomyelin phosphodiesterase activity.
CUACUACUUUCACGUGCGAUGACGAUUGGCGAUCUAAGAUACUCCAAGAUAAAUCUUGGCAACCUUGAACAAUGGAAAGUGAGGUAUACGUAAGCUAGUGCAGCUGUAAGGCCAAUCAUUGUAGGGGCUGAGAGCAUGAGCUGAACGAAUUGACCAAGUUCUCUGCGGCGAUAACCGUUAACAGCAGCUAGAUUGGUAAAUGCGUUGCAUCGACCGCGGCCCUUCGAAGAAACAACGCCGGUCGAGCUCCCCGUUGUGGAAUCGGAGACCGAGCGAAUGGAGACAUAGAGACAUCGCGAGAUGAAAGAUACGACCUUUCUUAAACCCCAGGCCUUAAUCGAUCUCAACAUCAAUAUGGGCCGCUCGGAUUUGUGCCGAGGAUGGGCAAAUAGAAUAGCAACAUAAAAGGUCUCGAACGGGAUCGACAUUUCGAUAACGAAGAUAGGAUCUUCCCAUCGCCUCUCCCGCACCGCACCGCACUGCAAAGAUGAAGUACCAGAUUGUCAACCUUGCCAUCUCGGCCGGCGGCGCGCUGGCAGCCACCAGCGGCGAGUUCAACGUCCUAAGUAUGAACGUCGCGGGCUUGCCAGAAAUCCUCAACAGCAACGAGGUCCCGGGAGACAAGACGACCAACUCGGAGGAGAUUGGCGCCAAGUUCGCCGAGUACGAUUAUGACAUAAUUAACGUACAGGAGGACUUCAACUACCACGCCUACAUCUACUCAACCGACACGCACCCGUACCGCACGGCCACUUCCGGCGGGGUGCCCUUCGGCUCCGGCCUCAACACCCUGGCCAACUUCAACUGGGUGGACUUCGCUCGCGUCAAGUGGGCCACCUGCAGCGAUGCCUCUGAGAACGACUGCCUGACUCCCAAGGGGUACACUUUCAUGCGCGCCAUCAUCGACGACGGCGUCUACGUCGACGUGUACAACCUGCACGCGGAUGCGGGAACCGAGGACGGCGACGAGGUAGCUCGCGCCGCGAACCUGAAGCAGGUCGCCGACGCCAUCGACGCCAACAGCGUCGGCAACGCGGUCCUCGUCUACGGCGACACCAACAGCCGGUACACGCGGCCCGACGACGGCAUCACCGUCUUCGCCACGCAGAACGGCAUGACCGACACCUGGGUCGAGCUGAUCCACGGCGGCGUCGUGCCCACCGUCGAGUCCAUCUGCGACAACCCGAGCCUGGUCAACACGUGCGAGACCGUCGACAAGGUCUUCUACCGCGGCAGCCCUCUCCUCAGCCUGACGGCCACGUACUGGAACUAUGAGAGCACCAAGUUCCUGCAGUCCAACGGCAGCAUCCUGUCCGACCACAACCCGAUCACCGUGAAUUUCACCUGGGCGGCCGGCUCCUCGCUGCGCCAAUCCGGCUACUGGGGCGGCCCCCACGGAACCUGGUUCACCGACGUCACCGCGCUCGCGUCCAAGACGUCGCCGAAGGCCAGCGUGCUCAGCUUCCGCGGCGGCAGCCGCCUCGACAGCGUCGGGCUCACGCUGACGGACGGGACCACGUUUACGCACGGCGGCACGGGCGGCGAUGCCGCGACGCUUACCCUUAACUCGGGCGAGUACUGGACCAGCGCCGAGCUGUGCCAGGGCCAGAAGAGCGGCGAGACGCGGAACUUCUACAUCAAGGCGACCACGAGCGCCGGCCGGACCCUCGAAGCCGGCACCUCGACCUCCGACUGCGCGACCUUCGCCGCGCCGUCCGGAUGGGGCAUCGUCGGGUACCUGGGCCAGGACGGGGACGAGAUGGACCAGCUGGCCUUCGUGUAUGCGCCGCAGUAAAGCGGGUUAGGCCUUUUUACCGCAGCGGAAUAAAUCGUACAUAGUAGUAAUACAUAAUCCAUAAUUACCUACCUACCUUGUACUUCCUAUUUAGCAGUUCGUACAGUGAAAGAGAAUUAAAAAAGAAAAAAAAGAAAAGGGGAAGUUAAACUUCCUCGCCUAUCUGCCUAAUCCAUCUAGAGCGUACGCGGCUAUGUAGGUAGGAUUUGCAUCAUACCGUCGCAGCAGCCUAAA